AUGAAUAACUUCCAUCACUACACCUCCACGCGCUUCCGCCAAUUCCCAAAAUCAUUCUCUCUCCGCCGCAAAGUCCCGUGGUGGUACCAAAUUCUCGACCCUGGAAGUGAGAUUGUCACCAAAUGGAACCGCAUAUUUCUUGUGACAUGUCUGAUUGCAUUGUUUGUGGAUCCUCUCUACUUUUUUGUACCCAUUAUUGGUGGCCGCGCGUGUAUGCAAAUCGAUUUCGGCCUUGGCGUGUUAGUUACUUUCUUUCGAACAAUGGCGGACCUAUUCUUCCUGAUGCACAUGAUGAUGAAGUUCAGGACCGCUUUUGUCGCGCCGAGUUCUCGUGUUCUUGGAAAAGGAGAAUUGGUGAUGGACUCGAAGGCCAUUGCAUUGCGCUACUUGAAAUCAGAUUUUUUUGUUGAUUUUGCUGCAAUGCUUCCUCUCCCUCAGAUCGUCAUUUGGUUUGUAAUUCCAGCGGUGAAAAACCCUACAGCAGACAAUGCUAACCACACUCUUUCUCUCAUGGUUCUCAUUCAGUAUAUUCCUCGGCUUUAUGUCAUGUUUCCACUUAACCGACGGAUUAUUAAAACAACUGGUGUUGUAGCACGGACUGCUUGGUCAGGGGCAGUGUACAACCUCCUCCUGUAUAUUUUAGCUAGCCAUGUUUUAGGAGCUUCAUGGUAUUUGGUGUCCAUUCAACGGCAGCAUGAGUGUUGGAGCAUAGAAUGUGUGAAGGAGAUGAAUAGCACACACUCUCCAUCUUGUAAUAAGUUCUUUCUUGAUUGUAGCAGUUUAAAUAAACCUGAGCGUGUAGCAUGGUUGAGAGUCACUCACGUGCUCAGUAACUGUGAUGCUCAAAAUGACGAAAAUUUUCAGUUUGGAAUGUUUGCUGAUGCUUUCAUCAAUGAUGUUGCUUCGUCUGCUUUCAUUGAGAAGUACUUUUAUUGCCUAUGGUGGGGUUUAAGCAAUCUAAGUUCAUAUGGACAAAAUCUAACAACUAGUACAUACAGUGGUGAGACAUUAUUCAGCAUUUUAAUCUGCAUUGCAGGCCUAGUUAUGUUCUCUCAUCUCAUUGGUAACAUGCAGACCUACCUACAAUCUUCCACGGCUAGACUGGAAGAGUGGAGGAUUAGGCGAAGAGAUACGGAAGAGUGGAUGAGGCACCGUCAGUUGCCUCCAGAGUUGCAAGAACGUGUACGACACUUUGUUCAAUAUAAAUGGCUUGCCACUAGAGGUGUAGAUGAAGAAUCUAUAUUGAAGUCUUUGCCUGUGGACAUCAGACGUCAAAUUCAGAGGCAUCUUUGUCUGGCCCUUGUUCGUCGUGUACCUUUCUUUGCACGAAUGGAUGUACAACUCCUGGACGCUAUAUGUGAACGUCUAGUAUCAUCUUUGAAUACUAAAAGCACAUACAUUGUUCGAGAAGGUGAUCCAGUGAAUGAGAUGCUUUUCAUUAUUAGAGGUAAGCUGGAGAGCUCUACUACCAAUGGUGGAAGGAUAGGCUUUUUCAACUCCAUUACCCUUGGUCCGGGAGACUUCUGUGGAGAAGAACUACUAACAUGGGCCCUGAUGCCCACACCAAGCCUCAACCUUCCAUUGUCAACUAGAACAGUAAAGGCCACCACUGAAGUUGAGGCCUUUGCACUUCGAGUCGAGGACCUAAAAUAUGUUGCUAAUCAAUUCAAGCGACUACACAGCAAGAAAUUGCAACAUGCUUUCAGGUACUACUCUCACCAGUGGAGGAAUUGGGGAGCUACCUUUGUACAAGCUGCAUGGAAACGGUAUGCAAAGAAAAAGAAAGAAAUGGAGUUGGCAAGAAUGGAGAAUUUAUAUUACAUGCAAGGUAUAUAUGAGGAGGGGGAUUACGAUGGUGAGGAUAGUGGAGGUGAGAGCUCAUCAGUGGAUAAUGCAAACAGAGUACAACAUCUUGGAGCUACAAUGUUGGCUUCAAAAUUUGCUGCAAACACCAGAAGAGGUGUUGCGAAACAAAAGCCCCCGAGGCCCGACUCUAGUGGCUCUAGCUUAAAGAUGCCCAAGUUGUUUAAGCCACAGGAUCCUGAUUUCGCUUCAGAUUCAUGA
Molecule: messenger RNA, 2064 nt
Organism: Tripterygium wilfordii
Lineage: Eukaryota; Viridiplantae; Streptophyta; Magnoliopsida; Celastrales; Celastraceae
Product: probable cyclic nucleotide-gated ion channel 16
Exons: 6
Coding region: 1-2064 (687 amino acids)
Biological process (GO): transmembrane transport; potassium ion transport
Cellular component (GO): membrane
Molecular function (GO): voltage-gated potassium channel activity
Source: RefSeq, a predicted model, not a curated record